Messenger RNA from Hemicordylus capensis (graceful crag lizard), 2281 nucleotides. It is a transcript of the gene RHBDL2, whose product is annotated as rhomboid like 2. Bases 412 to 1290 code for a protein of 292 amino acids. Lineage: Eukaryota; Metazoa; Chordata; Lepidosauria; Squamata; Cordylidae. The transcript has 8 exons. Gene Ontology annotation, molecular function: serine-type endopeptidase activity. Gene Ontology annotation, cellular component: membrane. The record is from RefSeq and is a predicted model, not a curated record.
UGGCGUCCUCCGAGAGGGGCUGCUGGGCGGCGGCGGCCUCCCCCCAGCGCAGGGCCCCCCCGGGCGGGGAGGGACCAGGAGGCUUCUGCCGAGAGGCGGCGGCGGCGGCUGCCGCUGCUGGUGUGCCCGGGCUCCGGAAGCUCCUCGGAGGCGGAGGCGCCGCCCUGACCUGCGGCGGCCCCGGCUGCGCUCCUGCUCCGGACCCCCCCCCCGGCGCCUCUGGAGCGGCGGCGGCGGCGCACGGAGCGCCAGGGCCGGCCAGGCAGAGGCGAGGGAGGUGCUCCGUCCGCGGCGCGGGCGCUCGGGGCUUCUGGAGCGCCAGCGGCUGGGGCUCCCCGGCAAAAGACCCGCAGCAGCAGCCGCCCGUGAGCAGCGCGGGGAGCCGCCGAGCAGGUGUAGGCUGAAGGCGAGAUGGAGCUGGAGCGCGUGAACUUGGAGAGGGAUCCUGAAGCAGAGGAAGAGGAAAGGGGAGAGGGUGGAAGAAGAGGCUGUUGCGCUUGUGUGAACUGUGACCGCCUCCAUGGAACGGUUUCUAAAUGGAUGCUCCCGGAAGAUGCCAGAGGGACCUACCUCGAAAGAGCCAACUGCAUCCCGCCCCCGAUUUUCAUCCUUGCCAUCAGUGCUGCUGAGCUGGCUGUAUUCAUUUAUUAUGCUGUUUGGAAGCCUCAGACACAGUGGAUCACUCUAGGCACUGGCAUCUCAGAGAGCCCUCUUAUUUACACACCUGACAAGAGGCAGGAAGCCUGGAGGUUUUUGACUUACAUGUUUCUGCAUGCUGGCAUUGAACAUAUCUUAGGAAAUCUCUUCCUGCAGCUGGUUUUGGGGAUUCCCCUAGAAUUGGUUCACAAAGGACAUAGAGUUGGGUUGGUGUACAUUGCAGGAGUCCUUGGAGGUUCCUUGGCAAGUUCCAUCUUUGAUCCUCGUGUUGCACUCGUGGGAGCUUCAGGAGGCGUCUAUGCUCUGAUUGGAGGAUACUUCAUGAAUGUUGUUGUGAAUUUCCAAGAAAUGAUUCCGCUGUUUGGAGUGGCUAGAUUACUCUUCAUCUUUAUAAUAGUUGGAACAGAUGUCGGAUUUGCUUUGUUCAGAAGAUUUAUCUCUCCUGUGAAUGGGGAACAGAAGAUGUUUGGCAGGUACCCUUCUCUGCGAUCUCUGACUGCUGCAUCUCUCUCACUUUCUUGCAUCUGGGAUGAUUAUUCCUGUGUAUUUUGCCUAAAAUCUUCUCACGCGUGCCAUUCUCUUUUGCUUUCUGCUGCAUUAAGCAGAGUCAGAACUGAGCAAGGUCUGUGCUGAAAAGACUGACUUGCCUUUGGCAAAUCUCUUAGGAGCCCCAAGUUAACUUGGUAGGCAAGCUGAGGGGUGCUUUGCAUGGUCCAAGUUGCGGGGAAAGGGGAGUGCAGGAAUGGGCUCAUCUCCCUGCUCUUAGUUGCAAAGGAGACCUUGCACAUCUCCCCUGUGGGGAGAUACAGAAGUGGCUGAGGAGAGGAAGAAGAGACAAGACCCCUGGCUGUGGCUGAUGAUGACCAGGGCAAGGCAGAAGUGGAGGCUCCAUGACAAGGGGUUUGUGCCAUGGCCAAAGGCGAGUUGUGAGAAAGAGGGGCUGGAAAGAGAUGCCUGGACCUCCCUGCUCUACUUAGCCCUCCUUUCCUCAUUUCUUUUUGUGGGGAAUGGCUGUAUUUGAGAUGAGGGCUUAUCCUUACCAAUGGAGCAAUUGCUGCAAGGUCCUGCCUUCCAGAGGUAUUGUCUGAAAGUUCUCCUGAGAGUUAAUGGCUGCAGGGCGAAGUUGCUUCCUCUCUGGAUUGUGUCUGCCCAGGGGCUUAUAGUGAGGACUUUGCUCUGCUCUGGCCUGAGAGCCAUUCUCCUCCUUGGGCUGCUUCUCUUGGUGGCUAGGCUGACGAGACGGGCGAGCUCUCUACAGCUGGGAUCUCUUCUCACCAGGCCCUUCAGAACUGUCGUGCCCUGGCGGCAGCAGCGGCUGUUUCUCUGCAAGGUGGGCUGUGCUGAGAUGCCGGCUGCUUCCUGACUUGCCUGAUCUUGCUCCACUAAUGCUUUAGCAGUCAACCCUUGGGGGGUAUUUGCACGGCUGUUUCUGAAUCUCCCACCCGAAACAGAACGCCACUAAGUGUACAUGUGUGUUUGUUUUCUCUCUCAAGGUUUCCUUUGUGGCCCAUCUUGCAGGCGGCCUUACUGGGAUGUCAAUAGGUUAUGUCAUAUUCAGCUCUUUUGAUAAGAAUUUCAUUAAGGAUCCCAGGUUCUGGGUCUCCAUCAUUGCUUAUUUAGUCUU